CAGUUUAGAAAAAUCCCCGUUGAAGAGAGAGGAAGGUCUGGUGCAUGUCACCCACUGAGCCGCAAAAUAAAGUUUCCUCUGCGCGCAGUUUGGAGGGCAGAUUUCAAUGCGCGGUGCAGCCUGAGGUCCUGCAACACAUCAUUUUUCUCAUCGACUGAACCAGCGCUUUUUUAAAAGAGGUUUGCUUUACAACAUUUGGACUGGACUUGUUUUGUUUUGGUGUGCGCAAUGAUGGCCACUUACCAAAACCCGGAGGAUGACGCAAUGGCCUUAAUGAUCCACGACACCAACACGACCAAGGAGAAAGAGCGACCCAAAGAGGAGCCGGUCCAGGAGAAAGUCCAGGAGAAGCCGGACCCGUCCCAGAAACCACCGUACUCCUAUGUCGCUCUCAUCGCCAUGGCUAUCCGGGAGAGCUCCGAGAAGCGCCUCACUCUGUCCGGUAUUUACCAGUAUAUCAUCAGCAAGUUUCCCUUCUAUGAGAAAAAUAAGAAAGGUUGGCAGAACAGUAUCAGACACAACCUGAGUCUCAACGAAUGCUUCAUUAAGGUUCCGCGGGAGGGCGGCGGGGAGAGGAAGGGGAAUUACUGGACACUCGACCCAGCCUGCGAGGACAUGUUUGAGAAGGGGAACUACAGGAGGCGCCGCAGGAUGAAGCGGCCGUUUAGACCUCCACCGACGCACUUCCAGCCGGGGAAGUCCUUGUUCGGAGGAGACGGCUAUGGCUACCUGUCCCCACCCAAGUACCUGCAAUCUAGCUUCAUGAACAACUCGUGGUCGCUAGGCCAGCCGCCCACUCCGAUGUCCUACACGUCCUGUCAGAUGGCCAGCGGCAACGUGAGUCCAGUGAACAUGAAGGGGCUGUCAGCCCCGUCAUCUUAUAACCCCUACUCCCGAGUGCAGAGCAUGGCGCUCCCCAGCAUGGUGAACUCUUACAACGGCAUGAGUCACCAUCACCACCCAGCGCAUCCUCACCAUAGCCAGCAGCUGAGCCCGGCCACCGCGGCACCACCGCCGGUCUCCAGCAGCAACGGAGCGGGCCUUCAGUUCGCCUGCUCCCGCCAGCCCGCGGAGCUCUCGAUGAUGCACUGCUCUUACUGGGAACACGAGACCAAACACUCGGCGUUACACACGAGGAUUGAUAUUUAAAGUUUACCAAAAUGGUCUGUGUUAAAUGAGGACUCUGAGAGUGAGAGUUAAUUCCUGUGAUUUCAAAACAGAACCAAGAGUAUUUUUUUGAAGAGACUAUUCUGACGAGCUGUGUGGGUCCAGCUGACACCCGUAGAUGCCGAUUGGGGAGGUAUGCGCGAGUUGAUGUUGAGAAAGUUUUACAAAAUGGAAUGUGGAGGUAAAGAAGUCAUCAGGACACAUCAGGUAGCACAACCUCUGGGAGCCAUUUCAUGCGCCUGUAUUACACUUGGACUGAUGACCAUAACUCGGUAUUGUAGUCAUAAUUGUGCCUAUGAAAAGCUUUUCAUUUUCACGGGAUAGACAUUGCUGACAUUGCUUCAGCUGUGUUAUUGCUGUGCGUAAUGGUUUCUCUCAACUUUACGCACGACUCCUGCUAACUCUUGCCAAAUGAAACGUGAACAUAAGAUGCCCUAAUUAAGUCAGUGCUUGAAUAUGUAAUUGAAUCAGAGCUCAAUUUGGCCCUCUGAGUAACUUGCACUGAGCGAGGCCUGCAUGGUGAAACCUCCCCUCCUGUCAUAGUUGUGAUCUUUGUAGGUGAACGUGUGGGUAGAGAUCCAUCACACUGCCAACAAUACAAUUCAGGGUUUUUCAUAUUUUUAUUGAUCCCACACAUGUAUGUAUGAUUUCAUUUCCAAUAUGACGCCAGCCAGUGCCAGGUUUUGUUAAUCUGUCUGAUUAUUAUUAUUUUUUUAUAAACGUGAUUAGCUAUAUUGUUUCAUUCAUGUUGGGGCCAUGUUUCAUUUUAAUUAGCACUUUUCCCUCUUUUCUAGGUUUGUGAAUUUCUUAAUAAAC
This is a messenger RNA of Epinephelus moara (kelp grouper), 1983 nucleotides long. It is a transcript of the gene foxl2a, whose product is annotated as forkhead box L2a. The record is from RefSeq and is a predicted model, not a curated record. Gene Ontology annotation, biological process: cell differentiation; regulation of transcription by RNA polymerase II; anatomical structure morphogenesis. The coding region runs from base 229 to 1149 and encodes 306 amino acids. The transcript has a single exon. NCBI's taxonomy places the organism in Eukaryota, Metazoa, Chordata, Actinopteri, Perciformes, Serranidae. Gene Ontology annotation, molecular function: DNA-binding transcription factor activity, RNA polymerase II-specific; RNA polymerase II cis-regulatory region sequence-specific DNA binding.